Molecule: messenger RNA, 1395 nt
Organism: Saccostrea cuccullata (small rock oyster)
Lineage: Eukaryota; Metazoa; Mollusca; Bivalvia; Ostreida; Ostreidae
Product: succinate--CoA ligase [ADP/GDP-forming] subunit alpha, mitochondrial-like
Exons: 10
Coding region: 45-1040 (331 amino acids)
Biological process (GO): tricarboxylic acid cycle
Cellular component (GO): mitochondrion; succinate-CoA ligase complex (ADP-forming)
Molecular function (GO): succinate-CoA ligase (ADP-forming) activity; succinate-CoA ligase (GDP-forming) activity
Source: RefSeq, a predicted model, not a curated record
CUUCGUUCUAUGCAUGCCAGGUUUUACACUCAGAAAUUUCCACGAUGGCUGCGGCUGGAAAACUUUUUUGUAGAAUUUCGGGUAUCACAAAAACUGGGGUCAGAUCAUGUUACACCAAUACACGGAAAAAUCUGAUGAUCGACAGAAAUACCAAAGUUAUCUGCCAGGGAUUCACAGGAAAACAGGGAACCAUACACAGUCAGCAAGCCAUUGAGUAUGGGACGAGGAUGGUUGGAGGUGUCUCCCCCGGAAAAGGGGGCCAAGUCCACUUAGGUCUUCCUGUCUUUAAUUCAGUUCAGGAGGCAAAGGACAAGACAGACUGUGAUGCUUCAGUUAUUUAUGUUCCACCACCAUUUGCAGCAGCUGCUAUUAACGAAGCAAUUGAUGCAGAAAUCCCUCUAGUUGUUUGUAUAACAGAGGGAAUUCCCCAGCAGGAUAUGGUCAAAGUCAAACAUAAAUUAGUACGCCAGGCUAAGACUAGACUUAUUGGACCAAACUGUCCAGGAAUAAUUAAACCAGGAGAGUGUAAGAUUGGCAUCAUGCCAGGGCACAUCCAUCAGAGAGGAUGUAUAGGAAUUGUGUCUCGCUCUGGGACCCUGACCUACGAAGCGGUCCAUCAGACCACACAAACAGGUCUGGGUCAGACCCUGUGUGUGGGAAUUGGGGGUGAUCCUUUUAAUGGAACCAAUUUUAUCGAUUGUUUGGAGGUGUUUUUAGCUGAUCCUAAAACAGAAGGAAUAAUUCUGAUUGGUGAGAUUGGAGGUGGGGCAGAAGAAAAAGCAGCAGAGUAUCUGAGAAAUAAUAACCAUGGUCCAAAUGCCAAACCAGUAGUUUCCUUUAUUGCUGGUUUAACUGCCCCUCCAGGCAGAAGGAUGGGCCACGCUGGAGCCAUUAUUGCCGGAGGAAAAGGAGGAGCAGAUGAAAAAAUAGAGACAUUAAAAGCAGCUGGUGUCACAGUCACAUUGUCUCCAGCUGAAAUAGGAAAAGAAAUGUUAGAGACACUCUAUCCAAAAGAAGUCAAUGGAGAAAGCGAGGUAUAGACAGCAUUAACAGAGAAUGGAAAGACAUAAUCACCACCAUUGACAAGACAAGAGAUUGUAAGGGCAUUUCAAAUUCAGGAUGAAGAAAUAUGUGGGACAUUUUAAAUGAUGUGUGAUUUGUUAAAUUAUUACCGAAUUAUUAGAAGAUGAGUGUUACAAAUAACUUGUAAUUGAAUGUCAUAAAUAGUUGAUAUAAAAUUUGAUUUUCACUAAAGCCUUACAUCCCAUUGGCAUGUGAUUACAAAAUGAUUGUAAUAUUCAAAAGUAAUGAUCUACAAUGUAAUACACAUUGAAAAAGAGACUGAUUUCAUAUUUAUAAUACAGUUAUUGAUUUAAUAAAAGAUAUAUCUUCCAA